This is a messenger RNA of Cuscuta europaea, 797 nucleotides long. The record is from the annotation of a GenBank genome assembly. NCBI's taxonomy places the organism in Eukaryota, Viridiplantae, Streptophyta, Magnoliopsida, Solanales, Convolvulaceae.
CCGGUCUCUACCAUAAUUAAACUGCGGCUAAAUUUGUUCCCCUUUCACCUUCUUUCCUGGCUAGCUUCACAAAUCCAAAUUACACAAUGGGAAGACACACACUGAAAAUCAUAUCCUUGAUGAUGAUUCUUGUCUUCUCCGUUUUCUAUCAUGCCCCCACAACCGGAGGAGGGACGGCGGAUAGCGCAAGCACGGCCGCAGGCGGGGAGGGGGCGGAGGCGGCUUUACGGAAAAGGUGUCACCCCAUUGUAGAGGCGGUCAUGAGCCUGUUCUCUCUUCCAACCACAUUUCCGUCCACCCCUUCUUACUGGGCCAAACUGCAUUCCUCAGUCCGGAAUGGCCUUGGUUUCUUCUCCAUUGCCCCCAAUCUCGACUUCCGGGCCGGUGGGAAAGCGGGAAUGAGAGAGGAGGAAAGAAAUGGGAAGAAACUGGUGAAAGAAGCCGUGAUGAAGAGCAAAGAAACCGUAGAAGAUUCGGCAAAAUCUGCCGCCAGGUUGGCUGCGGAGGCCGUGGGAAGUUUAAAGAAGACAAUGUCGUCGGGAAAAACUGAAGAAAAGGGCGAGGAGCUCUGAAUCUGUGAGAUGGAUUCAGACGUAGAGAAAUAAUACUCCUUAUAAAGGUGGUCAUGUGUUAUAUUGUAUCGAAUUAAACAACCCUUGUAAAAGUAGCAGGAACAUGAUGACGGACCAGGACCAGGACCAGCGGCAAAUAAUUUAUAAUGGGUCUAAUUUUAAGAAGAUAUUAUUAUUUUUUGUCUAAUCUAAUGCAUAACAAUAAUACUCCAAAAAUUGUAACUU